UGCGGAUCGGCGUCGAGUGCGCGAGGCAGCGAAAACAAGCCAAUCCGAACGAGACGUGCCCCAAAACGAAAAUAAAAUAAAUAUACAAAUGCAAAGCAGAAUCAAAUGCAAAAGAUAAAAUAGAAAACUAAAAAGUAUAUGUAAAUUAGUUACAGCUGAGACCCAUCAUAAUUAUGUGGAGUUGGCUUCUUCCGCAACCGCAGAAUCUUUAGCCGUCUCUUCUCGUCCGCGAGCCCAUAAAUAAAGCCGAUCUUGGCUCAUUUUUAACGAUCUGCAUAUUUUGGCAACAUAAUUAACGGUGAAAAGAAUGUGAAAAGUAGCGAAUCGUAACGCAAAAGCCAGAAACAAACAAAAAAAAAAGUAUAAAAAAAGAAACACGCGACUGCAAAGAAAGGCGGAAGAAAGAAGCAGAAGGUUUCUACGCGCCUCGAGCGAAUCGCCGUCUCUCAGUUUGAAAUCUCCCGUCCAUCCCAUCGGUGCCUCGAGCAAAUCUUCUGGCCAAAAGCCCCAGUGAAACCGAUAAUGCAAAAGGGGAAGUGCCAAAGAAAACGAGUUAAGUGAGAGCAAAUCUAAAAGAAAGCAUCAUCAUAUCGGAUAUCGCCACUGGGCUCCCAAAUUAAUCGGCCCAAUGAUCGCGAUUAGCGAUAGCACGCUGGGGCAGCGAUUAAUGCGUCUGCUGUUAGCAUUUCUCCUGAUCGAUUUUUGGAACUUAGCUGAUUCUCUGACAGUCGACAAUCAGUUGGUUUCCGCUCGAAAUGACUGCUUCGAGCGGAUUGCACUGGAGGCGAUGCUGCCAUUUGAGAAGACCUUCCGCACCGAAGACACCAACUCGCUGAAGAUGUGCAAGGAGAAGUGCCUGCAGGCGGGCGAGAAGUGUCAGGCCAUCUCGUUCGGUGUUCAUCGACGCGGAAACGGCACUUGUCAGUUGUCGUCGGAGCAGUACGGCUCGGGGGGCGGCGGUCGGCCGGGGGGCGUGAUUUUCGAUCCCGACUUUGAUCUGUACACGCGCAAAACUAACUGCUUCGACUUGAGCGACAACUCGAUUGCCCCCGGUCCGCAGCCCGUUCCCGGACCCAGUCCCAUUUCGCCGGGACCCACGCCAGUGGAUCUGCCCAAUCGACCCCUGGAUGUGGGUAACACACCCGUGCUGGUGGUCAACCCCACGCCCCACACUUCGGGGGGUCCGCCUCCUCCACUGGGACCCUCGUUACCGCCUCCAGGAGUGGGUGAUCGUCUCUACUUCUCGCACGACCUGUACCCCCUCUACAAGUAUCCCACUCUCUACGAGAGCAGCUAUCCCUCGCCCAACGAGGAGGCCUACAUUCCGGGAGGCUAUGCAGCCAAUGCCCCAGAAGUUGAUGAGCGGUAUCGUCCCCACUAUGGACCCAUUGAGCCAGCGGGGGAUGAAGUAAGGCCCACUCCCCACAGCCCUCCGAGACCCAUCUUUGGAUUGGGGUAUGGAAAUGGAUACAGCUACGGUUCCCCGGAGAGAUAUACUCCACCCACGGUCAGGCCAUCGGAUGGUUCCUCGGAGGAGCGACCCAGCUAUGCAGCUCGGCCACCUCGUCCCACGGCUGAUCGACCGGAUUACUCAGCCGGACCACCUCGCCCCACUGCAGACCGUCCGGAUUACUCACCUCGCCCAACCGCUGAUCGUCCAGAUUAUCCACCUCGGCCCACUGCCGAUCGUCCGGAUUACCCACCACGACCUUACGACAGCUCAACACCCUCCUCCUAUGGACCUCGCCCAAGUCCCAACUACGAUCCCCAUCGCGAACCCAGGCCAGAUUUCACCAAUCGACCCGAUCCGCCAUCUCUUUCACCCCACGAUGGCUACGGAAUGGGCGGACCUUCCGCACGACCACCUCCGCCUUACGAGGGUCCACCUCCAUCACGGGAUGAGUACGUCAGGAGGAAUGGCAGUGCCAUGCGACCCGGAGACGGAUACGGAGGCUACGACGAUGACAAGACCAUUGCCACCUACUUCAACCCCGAUGACUUUAUGCAUGGAAACAACAAACGACCAAUGCCUGGCGAUAGAGAUCGUGAUAUGGACAGGGAUCGUGACCGCCUGGGAUAUCCAAUGGAUGAAAUGAAGGCCUGUUUCCGCCGAGUCCUGGCCGGAAAGCGGAUUGCCCCCCACUUCGUGCGCCGCUCCAUUUCCUGCGAGCGGGUGGAGGAGUGCAUGCGGGAGUGCGGACGCGAGAGGCGCUUCAUGUGCGAGGGCUUCAACUACCGACUGGAUCCCUCGGGUCAUGGGCAGGGUGACUGCGAGCUGGUCGAGAUGCCGCUGGCCCAGAUGGACCUGUACUCCAGUCCGGACCGACGGGACGCCAAUCUGCUGAGGCAUCCCGACUACGACUACUACGAAAGGGAUCGCAAUGCGCCGAGCAGUUGUCGGCGAAGUGCUUGCCAGGACUGCUCCAAGGGUCCGGUGAGCAGCCAGCCCGUUUACUUCAAGCCCAGCGGCGGAGGAGGGGGAUACGGGGAUCGGGAUAGGGAUCGGGACAGGGACAGGGAUCACUAUCGGCCGCCGAGCAGCACGGCUGUGGAUCACUACCGGGGUCCUUCGGCUCCUCCGAGCAGCUCCUACGAACACCGACCGCCCUUCUCCGCCGAGUUCCACGGCUCGCACAGCUCCUCCUCCUCCUCCUCAUCUUCCUAUGAGUUCUCUUCGCACGGAUCUGGAUCGAGUUCCGGUUCCAGUUCCGGUUACUUUGGCCACACUCCGCCCAGCAGUUAUGGCGGGGACCAUCCCUAUGUGGACCGCCACGACCCGCCGCAUUAUCGCCCCGGAAGACCAGAUCGUUGGGAAACGCUGCCAAGUAGUUCUGGCUAUGAUAGCUCCGCCUACCGACCUCCACGCCCCGAAACGGAUCGCAUCGACAAGUACCGACCUCCUUAUCGUCCCGGUUCGGACUACUCCCCCUACCGACCGCCAAGUCGUCCUUCGCACAACUACCUAGAUCGCGAUGGAGCAGGACCUCCUGGUCCUCCGGGUUCCUACAAGAAGCCCAACAAGUUCGUGCCCUAUCUGAUUGGCGGCGAGGACAACUGGGGACACUACGGAGGCAGCUACGGCGGGAACAGCAAGCAUUCCUCCUCGUCCUCCUCUUCUUACUGGGGUCUCACUGAGUCGCAGAGGCGCAAGGAUCAGCAGGACUUCAACUACUUCCAGCUGGGAUCACCGCAUCGUGAGUCCAACUCGGUGCUCAGUUAUCCGGGUUCCGGUUACGAGAAGGAUUAUCAUAGGCGACGCAACGAUUACCGCCAGCAGUGGACACGACGACCGGGUCAAGAUGAAUGCUCUGCGAAGACCAGCGAGGGAUUCCGGUUGCACAAGACGGCCGUGAAGCAUGCCUUCAACGUACCCACUUUGACGGAGUGUGAGCGGCUGUGCUCUGAUCAGCGGCCCAGCUUCAUUUGCCACACGUUCAGCUAUCGGUAUAACCAGGCGGGCAGGGACAACUGUAUGCUCUGCGACCGACCCAUCAACAAGCUUGACUACUACGUGGACAUCGAGCCGGAUCGGGACUACGACAUCUACUCCAUGACGGACGACAUGGAUGUGUGCCGACAGCCUCCUCCUCGACGACAGGACACCGUCGGACCCAGUACCGCUCUCUCGGAUCCCAGAAAUGCUCAGUGCUUCUUCCGGGCGAUCGAUGCCACGAGAUUCUUCAAGUCGAUCGUGCGUGACUCUCUAACUGUGAGGUCUGUGGGCGAAUGCGAGAUGGAGUGCAUCCGCUCCACGAAGUUCACCUGCCGGGCCUUUGCCUUCCGAUAUGGUCAGCAGCGGCAUGCCGGGGUCAUCGACAACUGCCAACUGAGCGACUGGCCGGUGAGGGACAUGGACAAGGAGCGACAUCUCAUCCUGGACGCCGCCUUUGACAUUUUCGAGCGAGCGAGUUACGGUCAUGGAUGCGAAAUCCAGCCGAUUGUUGAUGAAAAGCACAAGAAACUUUGCUAUUUGGGCUAUGGAUCACCGGCAAGACUGCUACCUCCUGCCAUCAAGAAGGUGAUUUCGGUGCCCUCGGAAAUGGCCUGCAAGAAGGAGUGCAUUCGUUUCCGGGAAACUACUCCUUUUAAGUGUUUCGCUUUCAGUUAUGGCUCCCAUGCCAGCACCUUCAACUGCGAGCUAUCCGAUCUGGAUCAAACCGAGUUGAAGCAGGAUGUGCACUAUGCGCACACCAAGGACCGCGACUUCUGGCUCUUCGCCUGGAAUCCCUUCGACUGGACCUGUCGUGACAAGGUCAACACCAUUGGCGGAUCGCGGGUCAACAACGAUCGGCGCAUGGACAUCUUCCGGGAACCGGGCGACGUGGCCUGGCGCCAUUACACCGUCUCCGGAAAGCCCUGUCGUCGAAGCAGUCCCUGUGCCAAGAACCUAAUCACUGGCUUCUACUCCUGCGAGACGGACGCCUCCGAGGUGGGAUCCUGGGACUACUGCUGCAAGGCGGACCACCCGUGCGGCUACAGCAAGGGCUUCGAUUAUCCUUGGUGCUUUGUGGGUGACGAGUCGGACCAGUGGCGCAAGUGCAGCGACCGGUACUUCCCCGGCAAGAACGGCACGCAGGCGACGCACUCCCACCUGGGGUUGCCCAGCGGCAAGGAGAAGCAGAAGCAUCCGCACCACUCGCAACCUGCCACGGCGGCCAGCAGCGAGUACAGCCAACAUCCACCGCGACCAGGUGGACUGCAGAGCCUCAGCGACUUCGCUGCCGCUCGGCUGUGGCCGGUGACCUACCUGUACAGUGAGGGCCCGCCUAACGCCACCGAGUUCAGCAACUUUGUCGACUGCAACAAGGAGUCGUGCUAGUGGAGCGGCAACCUAGAUUAGCUGUAGAUGAUUAAGACAUACUUCUGUACAAUAGAUACCCCCCAGAAAAAAGCAAACCCCAAAUCCCAGACAGAUCUACUCGGACCGCGUGGACGUUGUCGUUGUGAUCAUCAUUGAGAUUGGAUACCAUUGUCGUCAGAGCCAAGCGAAACCAAUUAACUUAUUAACUUAACUCCCCUGAAUGUUGAAUGCAACCGUAAUGACAGCUUGCGUGCAGGCAUUCUUUGUACCUUU
This is a messenger RNA of Drosophila ficusphila, 5074 nucleotides long. RefSeq lists its product as uncharacterized. Bases 629 to 4819 code for a protein of 1396 amino acids. The transcript is spliced from 12 exons. The record is from RefSeq and is a predicted model, not a curated record. Lineage: Eukaryota; Metazoa; Arthropoda; Insecta; Diptera; Drosophilidae.